CUGCCAAACAUCGAUAUGCUCCGCAUCGAUGUUUCUGCAGAGCUCUGAUAGCUAGACAAAAACAAUCAAUGAUAGUUUGAAUUGGAAACGAGUGCGAGCAAGUGCAUGAAUAUAACGACAAAAACUAGAAGAAGAAGAACAACAAACUGCAGUUUAAUGUGGUGGCGACGCAAAGUGAAACGCAGCCCAAAAUAGGCAACAAAAAUAUUAGCAUUAAAGUGUUUUUGUUUUUGGGUGUAGUUGAAGUUGUUGGUGUGGCAAAGAUUCAGAAGGGGAUUUAAGUGCGUAUAAUUGAAACCCGCAUUUGGUAUACGCAACUUGGCGUCUUGUUGUCAACUGGCUGCCGGUGGCGCGGGGCUGGAGGGAAGAAAGUGCGCAAAAGAAGCAGAAGGAGGUGGAGGAGGAGGGAGAGGAGGAGGAGCAAGAAGGAGCGAGGACGAUGGACGACAGCAGCAGCGGACGGACUUCGUUGGCGGAUAGCACCAGUCUGGCAACAUCAUCAUCAUUGCGCAGCGGCAGCUCCAAUCAGAAUCUGGCCAAUGAUGGCUUCAUUCAUGUUUUCAAUCUGUUAAAGGGUGACUUUGAGAAAUUCUCGCCAACGCUGCUCUGCGAGGAGAUCUGCUCGACAAUGUGCCGCCAUAUGGAGAUAUUGCCGACAGCGCAGCUGCUCUUUGGCAUACGGGAGCAUGGUAACAGCAACAACAACAGUGGCAGUGGCAGCAACAGCAGCAGCAGAUCCAAUGGUAUCAAUGGGAGCGGAUUGAAUGCGAAACACAAGUGGCAGCUGCCGGGCGAGCAUUUGAGUUGCCAGCAACGUUAUUGCUUUCGGAUGCGGUUUCGGGUGCCGGAGUUGGACAGGCAGCUGUCGGAGAUAGAUGCCAAUUGUCACAAGUAUCUGUAUCAUCAGAUGCGUUACGAUAUGCUGCACGAACAGAUCCAGGAGAUACGUUAUCCGGAUCACAAGGAUAAGGUGAUGGGGCUGGCCGUCAUGGAUAUGCUCAUCGAUAAGGAGGAGAAACAACUGCAUCCGCAGGCCGUUGAGAAGCUCUACAAGAACUAUUUACCCCGCAGUCUGUGGCGUGCCCAUCGCAUCUUUGUCCGGGCCAAAAUCCGUAGCACUUUUCGCCAAUUGAGCGUCAAUCAGCCGGCGGUUAAUAGUCUAAAGUGGCACUAUGUGCAUCAGAUCUGCCAUUUGGCACCCACCUAUUUAACAGAGCAGUUCAAGGCAACCGUUGAAUAUUUUCCAAAUGAAUCGACUACGGAACCGCCGACCGGAAAUGCAAAUGGCAGUAUCAGCAACUCAACGCGAACAUCCACAACAACGCUAGUCACGGGCUCAAACACAACGCUCUCCACAACGAUCACUGGCAAUGGGAAUGGAAGUGGCAAUGGAUCCGCAUCUGUAUCUGGCAAUGGACAGCGCAACGACAGCGGCAGCGAUACACACACUCUACGUGGCUCACACUCACACACACACUCGCAGUCGCACUCGCAGUCGUCACAUCGCCAUCGAGCAUCAUCACAACAACAACUGCAACUACAGCAGCCCAAUUCGAUUCCCGUCUAUGUGCGUCUCUGGUUCCAUGACUCAGCCGAGCCGGGACUUAAAGUGGCACGCGUCACAUCUGAGGCAACACUCAAAUGGAGUCUUGUUGCCGUCGUUGAAGACAUUUUCUCGCUGUACAAGGAAAGCGAGCAAGUUGUGCGCAUGGAAAUCGUCGGCUUUCCCAAGGGAUAUCAUAUGCGCUUUGAAACCGAGCAUGAAAUGAAAUCAUUCAUAUCUUAUUUGGGCAUUUACAUAAGAUUGACGGUGAAGUGGAUGCAGGACUUGUGUCCCUCAUAUAAGACACCAUCCUUGGAAGAAUUGGACCGUCUAUACUGUCAUGGACCCAUUGGCGGUGGUUACUCCUUUAUGAAGUUGCACGAGAACGGCGAUAAAUGUGGCAGCUACAUAGUGCGGCAAUGCGAUCGAGAGUACAACGCAUACUACAUUGACAUCAAUACACGAAUAGUGGCCAGGAACAUCGAUCAUGAGCGUUGUCAAACGGAAACAUUUAAAAUCAUACGCAAGGAUAAACAAUGGAAACUGGCCUACAAUGGAGAUGAGCACAUAUUUGAGCAGCUGCCGGAGUUGGCGCAAUUUAUACGCACAGAUAGCAACGAUCGCAUUCGUAUACCGGCAUCAAAAUAUGAUAAGCCACCGUUGUUGUUGCUCUGUUUGCCCAAAAAUUUAAAAACCAAAAAGACUGAAAUGGAAUUAAGUGAGGCUGAGCUACAGCGAAAAAAUCCACAGUUAUUCAAUCCAAAAACCGACCUGCAAUGGUAUCGAGACUCGAUUAAUCACAGCGAUGAUGACAAAGUGUUUACAAUGCGCGGCGAUUGGAUACAGCAGGGAUCCUUUAAGGAUGUGCCUGUCACCAUGAAGAUGCUUAAAUAUGAUGCCAAUUUUCAGGAGUUUAUGCAACUGGCGCAUACUUGGAGUCUGAUACAAUCGCCGCAGUUUAUUAAAUUAUAUGGCUUGACUUUAUCGGUGCCAUAUACAAUGGUUAUGGAGUACUCGAAAUAUGGACCACUCAACAAAUUCCUGCAAGUGCAUCGAGACAUAAGCAUGUAUUGUCUGUUGGAUGUGAUGCAUGGCUUGGUGCGUGGCAUGCAUUAUCUGGAGGAUAAUAAGAUAAUACAUAACUAUAUACGCUGUGCGAAUCUGUAUGUUACCAAAUAUGAUCCAGAAAAGUAUGUGCUUGAUGCCAAAAUCAGUGAUCCCGGCUACCCGCGUCCCUACAAACAAUCCGACUCACCUUGGAUACCGAUCAAGUAUUUUAAUAACUUGGAGGCAGCCAAACAGGAUUCGAGCACACAGCUCUGGGCAUUUGCAACAACCAUUUAUGAGAUAUUCUCGCGGGGACAAUUUGCACUAGAUCGCCUCAAACAGCUUGAUCUGAUACAAAAUCGUGCCCGCGAUGGUGGCAUAUUGAAACAGUUGCAUAAACGUUUGUGUCCCGGGGAGAUGUAUGAAACCAUUAUGGAUGGUUGGAGCGAUGAUCCUGACAAGCGUUUCAGUCAUCAUGUUAUAUUUACACGCUUGAAUGCAAUUAAAACAAGCUUACAACGAAACUAUGACGUGCCUGAAACCGAAGCGGAAUCACUGGAUGGCGAUGAUGGCGACUUCAAUGGUGAAUUUACGGCCAUGAGUAAUGGUCAUGGCUUGCCAAAUGGACGCCACGAGUCCGAGUGCCAAAUGGAUGAUUCAAUCUCAAACAAUCUAUUUAGUGGUCCCGGUGAAUUCUUUGCCAAUUCUCAUGAUCUGCCGCUGGUAAUGCAGCUAUCCGACUGCAAAGUGAUUUAUCGUGAAAAGGAUAAGAUCGGUCAGGGGCAUUAUGGCACAGUAUUUCGCGGCGAAGUCGAAUACCAUGAUAGAAGUCGACCCACCGAACAGGUUGCCAUCAAGAAACUGAAAACUGUGCAGGUGACCAAUGAUUUUAUACGCGAAAUGGACAUAAUGCGUAAAUUGGACCAUCCAAAUGUGGUCAAAUUCAAAUACUGGGCUGAGAAAUCGCUGAGUAUCAUUAUGGAAUAUUUUGAAUUUGGCUCAUUCAUUGUGUAUCUAAGUUCCCGCAAGCCAAGUCUAACAAAUGCACGUUUACUGGAUUUUGCCCUGGACAUAGCACGAGGCAUGAACUAUUUGUCCAGCAAGGGUCUGAUCCAUCGGGAUUUGGCUGCACGAAACAUUCUAGUCGAUCGUUCAUGUGUAAAAAUCUCAGAUUUUGGAUUGGCGCAAUUUGCCAAUGCCGAUGGUUAUUAUAUUGGCAUCAGUAAUCGUGAUAUACCUAUUAAAUGGUACUCACCGGAGGCCAUUGAAACCAACAAAUUCUCAUCGUAUUCGGAUGUCUGGAGUUAUGGCGUAACGUUGUUUGAAAUGUUUUCACGCGGCGAAAUACCAAAUCUGCCGCCACCUAAAAAAGAAACUCUACCUCCAACUCAAACUCUUACUCCGACUGCAAUACCAAUCCAACCCAAAUCCAGUCAGGAACUUACGCAGGAUGAUUUUCUCAAUCGUCUACGCAAUGGCGAUCGUUUAGAGAAACCGGAACUCUGUUCGGACUUUGUUUAUAAUGAGCUGAUGCGACCGUGCUGGCAUGAAACGCCCAAGUCACGUCCAACAUUCUAUCAAAUAAUACAAAUUAUACAGAGCGAAAUUGGUGAUAAUGUUGCAACGCAGCCACAACAACAACAACAGCAGCAACAACACCAACAACUGCAACAACAAGCACCAUCGCAUCACAGAAGCACAGCAUUAGAGUAUGAAUGACAUGAAUCACAAUUGGAUGCAAUCACAACAACAAAUGCGGCGCACAACAACCAACAACUACAACAACCACAACAACGACAACAAUAACAAUAUUGAUAUGUCCGCGAAAAUGAUAAACUAAUCACUUUGGCCUAGCCGUGUUGUGAACACGCAAAAUACUAUUGUUGAAUGUUUUCAUUUUUAUUAUUAUUAUAAUUUUAAGUUUGUUAUACCUUUUAUUCGAACUACACACACAUACGUUUUUAAAACGUCGGACGCACGUGCUUUACAGCAAUCGAGUUUGUUUUGAAAUUAAGCUAAGUAUACUUAUAACUAUAUAUACUAUAUAACAUACACUAUACUAUAUAUAUACACUAUACUAUACUAUUUGUAUAUAGUAUACGUGUAUGUACACUACCUAAUUACUUAUUGUGCUAUUAUAACUACCAUCUCUCUAUCUCUGUCUAAAUCAAGUUGAUUUUAUAAAUCUUCACCUCCAUUUCACAACUUUAUGUUCGAUUUGCUUGGAAAAGCUUUCAAAACACGUUUAAAAAAAAUUCUCAUUUUAGUUUGUUAUAACUUUUAGACAACAUUGUUAAAUAUUGCUUAGCUUGAUGUAAUUUUAAAAUGUUCAACAACAAAAAAUUGAAUUCAAUACAUUAUUUACACACACGCACACGCGUAUAUACACAUGGCCCACACUUACACCUUAACCUAAUCAAGCGAAUAAAUUUAUAAUCAUAAUUUAUGUAAUGAUAAUUUACUCAAAAUAUACUAUGUGCACAUAUAGUUAAUAUAUAUUAUAUAUGUAUGUAAACUUUGUAAAGAAAAUGUAACUACAACUACAAAUUGACCAUUGAUGACAAUUUAAAAGGAAUCAAUUAUACUUUAUAUAUACACACACUUAUGCCAUUUUAAAUCAAUAAAACCAACGAAUUGAUAAACUA
Molecule: messenger RNA, 5235 nt
Organism: Drosophila innubila
Lineage: Eukaryota; Metazoa; Arthropoda; Insecta; Diptera; Drosophilidae
Gene: hop
Product: tyrosine-protein kinase hopscotch
Exons: 11
Coding region: 440-4309 (1289 amino acids)
Biological process (GO): cell surface receptor signaling pathway via JAK-STAT; intracellular signal transduction; cell differentiation
Cellular component (GO): cytoskeleton; cytosol
Molecular function (GO): ATP binding; cytokine receptor binding; non-membrane spanning protein tyrosine kinase activity
Source: RefSeq, a predicted model, not a curated record